UUUAGGUGAUACGGAAAUAGCUAAACGUUGUUUGACGUUACCAUGAAUAUAUUAAUAGUGCUAUUAAGCUUGACGGCCUUGUCAGAAUGCAUUCCGAACAAAGACAUCCUUCCGAUAAAAUCCACAACCACGACAACAGAAAACUACGAAACGGCCGUAAUUAAAGAUUUCAUUAGAAAUAUAGAGAAGCUAUAUCCAACGCAGACAGAAAAACAAUCACAAACUAAUAAUGAAACAUCUUCUUCAAAUGAAGAAAUCACGGAUGAAUUGAUUGCUAGCGUGUUAAAGGAGCCCGACUCGGAAGCACCAUCUCCCGCUUCUUCAGACGACGAGAACUCUCCUCCAUCGUACUUGGAAAAAUGGCCUCCAACAACCACGAGUAACACUCCACCAAAACCAGUCCCUGGAAUCAUCAAACCACCAGUUAUGAAUUCUUUAAAUAAGAAAAUAGACUUAUUGGAUCCCUCUUAUGAUAACCUUGGAGGUUUUUCUACGCAGUCUUCAGUUUCACAAUAUAAAUUGCCCUCAGCUCAACAGGAACACAACGUGCCUUCAGCUCAACUGCAACGCAAAGUGCCUUCAGCUCAACUGCAACACAAAGUGCCUUCAGCUCAACUGCAACACAAAGUGCCUUCAGCUAAACAGAAACUUGAAUCGCCUCCAUCAUUUGAUUACGUUCUUAAGAAUAUCCCUCUUCCCUACAAUCCUUCUUCCUUCUACGACCAAGAAGAUCGAGCACAACCCGUGAUCCCACAGAAAGAAUAUCCAUAUUACUUACAUUCUUACAUACCUCAAGAAAUGUAUCCCAUUCAUUAUCAAAGUUUCCUGAUGCCUCAAGAACAACCACAAAGUAGUAAUUUACAUCAGGUCCACAACAUUCCCUUGAUUAACUAUGGUCGGGUUCCAUUUGCACCAAUGUAUGCGAAUUCUAAUGCUUAUUUCGGCCAACCCCAAUAUUUACCUUAUUUAAACCAGCCUCCUCAAAGCUACGGGACUCUAAGUCAUAUUGUAUCUUAUGUCCCCUCUCAUAUACCUCAGGAACAAUUUCAACCUACACAGUUUAAUGCCCCUCAAGGGGUUUCUUUCCAGCCCUCUGGAUAUAUGCCUUUGCAGCUCUCUGAAGAAGACAUCAUUUCCUUAAUCAGGAAAUUCGAAGACAAAUAUUCAUCUGGUGCCUAUUCGGUUUCUUUAAAUCCUCCAUCCAUCCCUGUUCAAAGUUAUAGUAACCAACCUAAACAUGGAUCAGUUGCAAGUAAUAGUGAGGAGGAUUUUAAGAGAUUAUUCCCUGUUAAAAGCCCGGCACCUUUGCCUUACUACAGAUAACCAAGAGCUUCGGUUACAUCACAUGGUUCCUAUUCUCCAGUUUCUAAAUUUAAGUAUUCGCAGUCACCUGUUUAAUUGUCGUAGCAAUCCAAGCAAUUUCCAUUGUAUGUAAGAUUAGUAGUCGUUAUCCUCUAGCUCUCAAGGGAACCAAAGGUAUUUAAUUCAGAUGCAAUAAUAAUAACUGUUCGUGUCGAACGAUGAAUUAUAAUAAUAAAUUGAGUUCAUCGGGGAUUUCAACAAUUCUCCAAUUCAUCCUCUGAGGAAAAUAAUAAUGAUCUAUCAUAAGAUUAUAAAUUGGUUUAAAGUAUUUUCAUUAUAGAACCUUCCUCACAUAAUUAUUGGGAUCGAUGGUUUAUUUUACAGAUUUAAUUAACUAUUUAAAAAGUGUUGAAAACCAUUCGAAAAUGGAUCCACGUUCAUAUCGUAUCUGUGCCAGAAAAAAGAUUCCAAAGUGGCCAUCAAUGUUCUUUAAUAUUAACUGUAUAUUUCUAUGAAUUUCACUGAUCCUAUAAUAUAUAAUUAUUAAUCCUAUAUUAUAAUAUUAUUCCGAAAAUUGUGAUUACAUUUUCUCAUCUCAAGAUUAUUUUUCACAUGGCAAAUUGAGGUUUUUUAAAUGUAACAACAAAAAGUUAUCUUGUAUUGUAAUAAAUAAAAAUAUGAUUUUUACUACAAACAUUUGUAAUUAUAUUUUCUGCAGUGCACAAAUAUUUUUGAUAUGUUGCAAUAUUCAAUAAUUUAAAAAAUUUGUAUUAUUUUUUAUAUAUGUUAUACAAGGCGUAAGAUUAUGAUUUUCCUCAAAGCUUGGUUUGAAAUGUGGAAAUCGUCAAACAUACGAAGAAAGUUUGGAAACAUAUGCUAUAGCUAAAUGUUUUCAAUGUUUCAUAAAUAAAUAUUUGUUAUAUCAUUAAAUAUACCAAGUUUCGGGAUCUAUGAAUUCAGAAUAUAUGUUUUCAAAUAUAAAAUGCUUGUAUAUCACAGCAUCUUUACCUUAAGAAUCCAACCUCUUCCCCUUAGAAUUAAUGAUUUUAUGUUAAAUUAUACUUUAUAAAAGGAGUUUGAUCUGAAUAAGUUUUUAUCCGUUUCCGCUCUACUUUAACAUCUCUCUGAAUGAAAACAUUGGAAGGAUAACUAAGAGCAAAUGUGAAUUUCAAUAAAAAAUAUUGCAGUUUUCCAAAUAAAAGGGCAAUUAGGUGGGAAAUAAAUAUUUGAUUCAUAUUAUACUUGUAAAUACAAUUAAAAUUACUUAAAAACAAAUUAUCCAAUUGAGGCGUUGUGGCCAUAAAAUUACUAAAUCCUGGAUUAAUAAAUGUUAAAUUAUUAAGAAAGGGGCUAUUUUUUGUCAUGUUAUUAAAAUUAUACAUUUUAUUCAUCUUAUCUUAGAUCACUAGCGGAUCCAGGAUUUAAUUUUGGGGGGGGGCUUCAGCCCGAAACCUUUUUUUUUCAUAAAAAUAACGAUAAUUACUUUGGAGAAACAGACAGAAACUAACUACCUAUAUGAAAUGGUGUUUAAGUUAUUCCUCAAGUACUUUUAAAUGUAAUUACACGAAAAAUAAUACUUUAAGAGGUAUUUUUUAAAUUUUUUUCCCAUAAAACAUGGUUAGAUUUUUCCAUUUUGGGGGGGGAGGGCUUCAGCCCGAAAGUCCCCCCCGUAGAUGCGCCGGUGUCUUAAAUAUUAUAUCAGGUAUUCAUUUAUGGAAUGGGGCAGCUCCUAAUUUUAUUAAAAUUAUAAUUGUAAGGAUUAUGUUAAUUAUAUUUGUAGAAGUUAAUAAUUUUAAUAAAUUAAUUGUAAUUA
Molecule: messenger RNA, 3115 nt
Organism: Nezara viridula (southern green stink bug)
Lineage: Eukaryota; Metazoa; Arthropoda; Insecta; Hemiptera; Pentatomidae
Source: the annotation of a GenBank genome assembly